Messenger RNA from Apaloderma vittatum (bar-tailed trogon), 978 nucleotides. RefSeq names its product oxoglutarate (alpha-ketoglutarate) receptor 1 (gene OXGR1). Gene Ontology annotation, biological process: G protein-coupled receptor signaling pathway. Gene Ontology annotation, cellular component: plasma membrane. Lineage: Eukaryota; Metazoa; Chordata; Aves; Trogoniformes; Trogonidae. Gene Ontology annotation, molecular function: G protein-coupled receptor activity. The transcript has a single exon. Bases 1 to 978 code for a protein of 325 amino acids. The record is from RefSeq and is a predicted model, not a curated record.
AUGGCAUCUGAAUGCACCGGCAAUUUUACUGCCCUGCCAGGCCAAGCAGACCCACUGACAAUCUGCAAGGAUGAAGGUUUCUUACAGGUGAAAUUGUAUCUCUCCGUCCUUUAUGGCCUAAUCUUCCUGGUGUGCUUCCCAGGAAACAUCGUGGCAAUUUUUGUUUACUUUGUCAAGAUGAGGCCCUGGAAAAGCAGCACCAUCAUUAUGUUAAACCUGGCUGUCACUGACCUGUUAUAUGUAUCAACACUUCCUUUCUUUAUACACUACUCUGUUAACGGAAAUAACUGGAUUUUUGGAGAUUUCAUGUGCAAGUUUAUUUACUUUUGUUUCUACUUCAACAUGUACAGCGGUAUUAUCUUCCUUAGCUGUUUCAGCAUGUUCCGCUUUUUAGUAAUUGUCCACCCACUUAAAUGCCUUUUUGUUCAAAACCGGAGAUGGGCUGUGGUGACUUGUGUAGUCGUUUGGAUGCUCUCUCUGGUGGUCAUCAGUCCCCUGGGCAUCUUAAUUGCCACGAGGCAUAUGCAGAACAGGACGAUCUGCCCAGACUUGUCUUCUGCUGAGGACCUUGGCACUAGUCGAUUGUAUAACUGGGUGCUGACAACAUUCGUCUUCUUCUUGCCUUUGCUGACAGUGACUCUGUGCUAUAUGCUCAUUAUUUACUCCUUGGCUACUGGGCCUCACACACAGGCCUGCUACAAACAAAAGGCUCGCAGACUCGCUGUGGUCCUCCUGGUGGUCUUUUAUGUGUGCUUCCUCCCCUUCCACGUCUUUCGAGGGAUUCGGCUGGAGCUCCGAGGACGACCGAUGGUUAGCUGCUGCUUCAAGAACAUGGUCAAUUUAAUGUUGAUUAUAGUUAAACCUUUAGCAGCAUUAAAUACUUUUGGAAAUUUGCUGCUCUAUGUAGUGUCAGGAGACAACUUUCAGCAGGCAAUCCUCUCGAUCCUCAAGUUUCGGAUGAACAAGAACUUGAAGUAG